Messenger RNA from Xenopus tropicalis (tropical clawed frog), 3051 nucleotides. Its product is annotated as receptor-interacting serine/threonine-protein kinase 2. The transcript has 10 exons. Lineage: Eukaryota; Metazoa; Chordata; Amphibia; Anura; Pipidae. Gene Ontology annotation, biological process: positive regulation of defense response; regulation of apoptotic process; MAPK cascade. The record is from RefSeq and is a predicted model, not a curated record. Bases 229 to 1548 code for a protein of 439 amino acids. Gene Ontology annotation, molecular function: protein serine/threonine kinase activity; nucleotide binding; kinase activity.
UCCCUUCAGCCAAACCCCCAACCCGAAACCCAGCCGCCUAUCAGUGACCGGAAGUACCUCGCAGAUACAGAGCGGCCAUCUUGGUAAAGGGAAAGCAUGGUUCUUGAAGGCAGUGACAUUGCGGAAGUACUGCUCCGCGAUCCUGACCGGCCAUUUUGGUAAAGGGAAAAUAUCGUAGCCGGUGCUGUUCCUCUUUCCUUUUUGGGAACAGGGAUCGGGCGGCUGGAGAUGCAGCGGCUGCCCCCGGGGGACCUGGACAAUAUGGUUAAGGUGGGGGAAGGAGGUUUCGGGAUGGUGUACAGAGCAUGGAGCCGGGCGCUGGGGAUGGAGAUUGCGCUGAAGAAGUGUCAGCAGCAUGACGGGAGUAAACUGGAGGAUCUCAUGAAGGAAAGAGAUCUGAUGCACAAAGCCAAUUUCACAUACGUCCUUCGUCUUCUUGCCAUCUACGAGAGUUUGAAUGGAGGGUUCUGCGAGUACGGCCUCGUCAUGGAAUACAUGCCUCACGGAUCCCUCCACACCCUUUUUGAGAAGAUCCCAGAUGUGCCGUGGGCCCUGCGGUUCCGUAUCCUUCAUCAGGUGGCCCUCGGCAUGAACUAUCUCCAUCACAUACUAGAUCCUCCUAUCAUUCAUCGAGACCUCAAACCCCGGAACGUUCUCUUAAACAAAAUGUUAGACAUUCAACUGACAGAUUUCGGUUUGUCCAAAACCUUGACUUCAACAUCCAACUACUCAUCAGGUGGGACGUUGGCUUACAUGCCUCCAGAAUCUCUAGAUGAUAUCAACUACAAACCAACCAAGGCGUUCGAUGUGUACAGCUUUGGCAUCUUAACCUGGUCAGUAUUGUCAGGUCAGGAACCAUAUUCUGGUGUAGGCAGCAGAAUGGUUGUAUUCCGUAUACCUCAGGGUGAUAGGCCAUCGGAGAAAGAGGUUGACAAGUGGGCAGCUGAGAAGAUGGUCCCCCAGGCUAUCAAGCUGAUGAAGGAAUGCUGGGAUGGCCGGGCAGAAAAGCGACCAAGCUUCAGUGACUGUAAACAGGUAACUGAGUCCAUGGCAAAUGAAUACAUCGGGCAAAUCGAUUCAGCUGUAGAAGAAGUGUUCAGUCGACUUAAGGACCUCACUGCACAGGCUAACCAGGAACCCAGCUUUGUGGACUCGAGCACUGUCAAUAUGACAUCUGGUACUUCUGCAGACAUCAGCAUUUUUCGCCACAUGCUGAAAGAUACAGUUGAUGGACCACCUCCGAAUGUGAAUUCCACAAGGAGAACAAAUUUUAAUGCCCCCCAAAAUUCUAAAGAAUUCAUAAGGAAGAACUUUUCCACCAUUGUUCAGGGCCGACCUGACAUCAGUGCCGUCUUGCCCGUUCUUUUCUCUGAGAGGAUCUUCAACCAAGAGGAGCUUAGUGUCAUUGAGAGCAGUGGGACUGUUGAGAAUCAGACCAGGAGAGCUUUGCUAGACAUCAUAAACAAAGGCCAGCGGAGUUGCGUUAGAUUUCUGGAACUGUUGGCAGAGCACCACCCUGCUCUAGUGGAAUCCUUAGCACCCUUGUAGAGGAUUUGUUGCUUUCUUUUUAGGCUCUGAUCUUUCAGAAUGUUCACCCUCUUCUCGUAACAGUAUUCAAGGUAUCACUUGUUACCCUUCAUCAUCUACUAAACUGUACGAUUACUCUACCAGCAUUUAUUGUCUCUGUUUUUGAGCAGCAGAUCCAACGCCUGUCAUGGGCAUUGGGGAGCCAAGAAAACCAUUAAUGAUUGCAUUGACUGGUUCAGUGCCCUAUACUGGUACCUAUCAAUUACAGAUGCACCAGAUCCAGUAUUCGUCUGAGCUGAAUACGAACCCAUAAAGUCAUGUGACUUUAAAGCUCUGGGCAGCUGAAUGCAAUCAUUUUAGUGUACCUUUGGCAGUGAUAUUCUGUUCUUUUGCGCCAUCCUAGCAUCCAGGCAGUGGAUUUAAUGACACACUGAUGAGAAAUUAUUUAGUUUUGCAUUCCCAACUCUCUAGUUUCCCAGUUAUCCUAGUCUCUUAUUUCCUACAGUUUCUUUAUUUGAUCUGUUCCUUGCUGGCAUUUCUCCACUGCUGCUCAGAAAUAACCAGCAACUCCUUUAUGAAAUAGUAAUAGUGUCUCUUGGAGUGUUGGUGACCAGGUUACUGGCCCUUACCCCUGUAGUGUGUUUAAACAAGGAUAGACUUAUCUGUAUAAAAUAGCCCCUUCUUUCCUCUAACUGCAGCUUGGGUCUCAGUCUUACAGAGAAGGAGCAGUUUGUUAUGUAGGGAGUUUAAGUGGGGCUUUUUCCUUCUCUCAUAUCUGAUGCGGUGCAGUAGGGUGCAUUAUAUUUAAUAUGCAGCUUCUGUACUUCACAAUAUGCAGUAGCGGCACAUCUCUUUAGGCAUUGAAGAGGUCCAUGGAAGCCAGAAAGUCAGUAACGGCUGUUCAGGGAGCUCUCCCUUAAAGGAAAACUGUACCCCCAAACAAUGUAUCUAUAGGUCUCUAUAAAAAUAUAUUGCAUGAACAAGCUUAUUUGUAAAACCCUGCUUCAUCUAAAUAAGCCAUUUUCAUAUAAUACUUUUUGUAGUAGUAGGUGCUAUGGGGUAAUCUUAAAUUGAAAACUGCCAUUGUAAGAAUUAAGGGCCGCCCCCUGGGAUCUAGGCCCCUUCAGCCAAUGAAUGUGAGUUGUGCCUUUUGCUCCCACACUACUUCCUGUUACGGUUAGAGCUGCAUUAUUGCUGGUCAUGGGAUCUCUGAUAAAAAGAAGAAAUUAUGUAUUGGCUUUAGUUGCCCACCAUUAUAUAACCUAUUAAAUUGCUGUAACACUAUAAUAUAUGGCUGCUGAAUCAGUAUGGGCAUGCAAAGUACUGAAAUGGUAGGUAACGCAGCUUUGUCACCCGAUUUAAACAGAAGAACCAGCCCAAAUCUAUCGCUGUUCUUUGGUACUGAAGUGGGCCUUGUUUAUUCCCUCUGUAUAAAUCAGGGGUACAUGGCAAAUGCUGGUAUUCGGUACAAUUCUAGGGAACUUCUAGUUAAUUCUCCAAUAAACUACAAUGAUAUAAAACUUA